AUGAAGACCAGCAAACAAGAUUUAGGCGUGAGACAUGGUCUUGCUCUUAACCGAGAUGAUACUACUAUUAAACUUGUUUAUGCACCUUCGAAAUUAAUUCCCGAAAUAAUGACUGCUUAUCAUGAUCAUCCAUUAAGUGGUCAUUUUGGUACUGGACGUACAUGGUCUAUGCUAAGAAAUACAUAUUAUUGGCCACGUAUGAAAGAUACAGUAACAUCUUAUAUUAAAUCAUGUGAUAAAUGUUCACAAUUUAAUGUGGAUCGGCAUAAACCUCCAGGACUUUUACAACCUAUUCAGCCACCUAAUGAAGUCUUUCAAGUACUAGGUAUGGAUUGGUGGGGUCCCACCACUACUUCGCUUUCUGGAAAUCGAUAUGUUUUAGUUAUAACUGAUCGUUUAUCUGGUUAUGUUUUUGCUAAAGCAUCACCUACAAAUACAGCUCAAGAUACUGCUCGCAUCUUAAUGGAAGAUAUCAUCUUAGUUCAUGGUUCACCCGACACAAUUAUUACUGAUCAAGGAACACACUUCAAGAACGAACUGCUACAAGCUAUUUCAAAUUUAGUUGGCUGUAAACAAAUUUUUUCGACACCAUAUCAUCCACAAACAAAUGGACAAACUGAAAGAUGGAAUUCGACAUUCGUCACACAAAUCGCCAAAUAUUGUAAUACUGAUCUCAACAAUUGGGACGCAUUUUUACCAUCUAUCGUUUAUGCUUACAAUAAUGGUAUACAUAGCUCAACUGGAAUUAGUCCAUAUCAAUUAGCAUUCGGACGACGACCACGUCAUCCAUUUAAUCCUCAUGCAACUACCUUCGUUUUCAGCAAACCACAUGAUUAUUGGACGCAAAAAAUCGUAAUAGUACUUACAUCCAACAAAUUAGCUUUAUUCGCGUCUGCACGACGCUUCCUUCCUUGGCAUUUGUGUUUNGUAAUUAUUCAACAAAUAAUUCAACAAAUUCGAAAUAAUCGUCGCUAUGAAUCGUUUAUUAUUCAACAUGGUAUUCUGUAUAAAUUAGUUAACCGCGAUGAUACUACUAUUAAACUUGUUUAUGCACCUUCGAAAUUAAUUCCCGAAAUAAUGACUGCUUAUCAUGAUCAUCCAUUAAGUGGUCAUUUUGGUACUGGACGUACAUGGUCUAUGCUAAGAAACACAUAUUAUUGGCCACGUAUGAAAGAUACAGUAACAUCUUAUAUUAAAUCAUGUGAUAAAUGUUCACAAUUUAAUGUGGAUCGGCGUAAACCUCCAGGAUUUUUACAACCUAUUAAACCUCCUAAUGAAGUUUUUCAAGUAUUAGGUAUGGAUUGGUGGGGACCCACCACCACUUCGCUUUCUGGAAAUCGAUAUGUUUUAGUUAUCACUGAUCGUUUAUCUGGUUAUGUUUUUGCUAAAGCAUCACCUACAAAUACAGCUCAUGAUACUGCUUGUAUAUUAAUGGAAGAAAUUAUCUUAGUUCAUGGUUCACCCGACACAAUUAUUACUGAUCAAGGAACACACUUCAAGAACGAACUCUUACAAGCUAUUUCACAUUUAGUUGGUUGUAAACAGAUGUUUUCGACACCAUAUCAUCCACAAACAAAUGGGCAAACGGAACGAUGGAAUUCGACAUUCGUAACACAAAUCGCCAAAUAUUGUAAUACUGAUCUAAACAAUUGGGACACAUUUUUACCAUCUAUCGUUUAUGCUUACAAUAAUGGUAUACAUAGCUCAACUGGAAUAAGUCCAUAUCAACUAGCAUUCGGACGACGACUACGUCAACCAUUAAAUCCUAAUGCAACUACCUUCGUUUUCAGCAAACCACAUGAUUAUUGGACGCAAGUGAUACAAUACAGAAAUGCAGCUUAA
Molecule: messenger RNA, 1842 nt
Organism: Rotaria sp. Silwood2
Lineage: Eukaryota; Metazoa; Rotifera; Eurotatoria; Philodinida; Philodinidae
Source: the annotation of a GenBank genome assembly